This is a messenger RNA of Soboliphyme baturini, 1578 nucleotides long. The record is from the annotation of a GenBank genome assembly. NCBI's taxonomy places the organism in Eukaryota, Metazoa, Nematoda, Enoplea, Dioctophymatida, Soboliphymatidae.
AUGCUAUGGGCGGCUGCUGCUGAUUACGCACUUUCGGCCAAGAUCCGCAACUUGAACGAGUUCUACCAGCAGAUCACCACCGGCCAGCAUUUGCCAUCCGGUUUGGACAUUGUCAAUACACUGCGCUAUUUUCAGCAGACGCUGCUCGGGUAUUUGUCUGCCGAUCACCCGCUGCUGCGAGAUGCGAACAUAGACUCUUUGGAAACUUGCGUAUCCGAAAAAGGUGAAGCUUCGCGGGCUGCAUUGUUUCCAAAUCUAAACUACGCCGGUCUCUACCACGCACUGAUAAACGUGAUCGAUAUUUAUCCGUUCAUCACCACCGGACAAAUCGGCCCGUUCGUUUUUCAUGGCAUUAACUAUCACGUUAUAGCUCUCGGAUGUGCGAUUCUGAACACAGUUCAUUGCCUGUACUUGUUUCUGGAGACAGAAUUAGCCGAGCAACUGCCGUUCACUGUCGCCAGCCUAUUGACUUUUUACCCCAUCGAACUACAACCGGACAUACUACGUUUGCUGUGUAACAUUCUGCUGCCGUUCGUGCUCGCAAGUCGGUACAACAACGAUAAGGGUGACACGUUUGCGACAGCGUCCAUUUCCGGCGUUGUGCUGUUGGUAUUUCAGUUCUGCAAGGACCCCCUGAUUUUAGUCAUUGUAGGUCACCAUACUUGGCUGCUUGAGACAUUGUUGUCGUUGAGGAGCGAUGUUUACAAGGUCAUCCUGUCUGUCAUUGCCUAUGGGACUACCGAUAGCCGGAUACCUGCCGCUAAUCUGCUUUUCCAUUACUGGCCCCUAGCAAAGGCGGUUGCGGGCGAUCGGCGAACGGUUCAGUACAAGAUACACGGUAAUAAGACGCGUAGUGAUAUUGCGCUAUUUCUAACAGGAAUUGUGCUUGUAGCUUGGACUCCUACCAGAUGUCAACAUAAAGACUGUAGUAGCGGUGAUGAAAACCUAAGCAUAAGAAAAUGUUAUAAUUCAUCCUUUUGCGCUGAAUUUGGCGACUCCCCGCCGCCGUUGUUUCUUUGUUCCAACUGUGCCAAGUCAGUUCCAGAAAAUGUCAAGUCAUCAGUUCACCCAUAUUGUCAGCCGCUGUCUGCUUUGGCCAACGUUUGCCAAAAUAAGGAAUGUUCAUCGAAUAAUCGCAUCGCGGUCUGCAUUUGCUUCUCAGACGUAUGUCUCCGCACGAAUAACUUCAUCCCUUUACGACUUUGUCAGAAAUGCCACGAUCGAAAGCACGCUGACGUCCAGCACAUCUGUCUUACGAACAUCCUGAAACCAUGGGACUGUGACAAAAAUACAUUUUGUGAUAUGGUCAUCGCAAUAGUCAGUCUACUGAAAGAAACAUCGAUCAUGUUGGACAUAGUGGCCACUAAAAAACUUCCGAAGUGGCUGCAGCAGCUGGAAGGUUGCCCCACGUCCGAACAGCAGAAGGAAAUGGCUGACGAGCGUCGAAUGCUAUCGCGCUACGGUAUUUGGAUGUUGACCGAAUUGUGCACAUUGACCCCGGAGGUUCCUGCGGAGGCCGUUGGACACCUGUUGUCGAUGUUGUUCGUUUGGUUCUGCACGACUGCUUUGCUUCCAAGU